Messenger RNA from Condylostylus longicornis, 3079 nucleotides. It is a transcript of the gene Ptp36E, whose product is annotated as receptor-type tyrosine-protein phosphatase kappa. NCBI's taxonomy places the organism in Eukaryota, Metazoa, Arthropoda, Insecta, Diptera, Dolichopodidae. Gene Ontology annotation, molecular function: protein tyrosine phosphatase activity. Gene Ontology annotation, biological process: protein dephosphorylation. The transcript is spliced from 17 exons. The record is from RefSeq and is a predicted model, not a curated record. The coding region runs from base 238 to 2289 and encodes 683 amino acids.
AAAUAUUAAAAAAACAUUAUAAAAAUCAUAUGUAAAAUACAAAAAAAAAAUACUUAACUUAUAAAACAGGAGUUUAUAAAAGUUUAUUAACUAUAUAAAUAUACUAUAUACAAAUAUAUAUAUAUAUAUAUAUUAUAAAUAUUUAUAUAUAUAUAUAUAAUAUAUUAUAGAUAACAAAAUUAAUUAUUUAUAUUUAUAUAUUUAAAAAAAAAAACGUUUUUUAAUUUCAAAAAAAAGAUGGCCUUAAGUAAAGUAAGUGAACUGGAGAAUAGUCAAACUGGAAGUCAAAAACGACAUAGAUCUAGAUCGACAACCAGAUAUGCAGAUGUUGAAAAGAAUAAAACUAAAAGCAAUACUCAUACUACAAGUUUAGUUUCCCUUCCUAGUGCUAUUAAAUUAAGUAUGCUUAAUAGUGGUCUUAUUUCUAUAGAUAAGGUUCAAAUAGAGGUAAAAGAAAAAAAUGCUCUUUCUAUGGCAAUGCCUGAUAGACCAGUAGAUUUAAAACAUUUUUUGAAAUUAUGUGAACAAAGAAGAAAAUUUCCAGUCCUUUUUAAAUUGGAAUAUCAGAUAGCAACUAAAGCUGAUAAUAACACUUGUAGACAUGCAAUGAGAAAAAAUAAUUCAAUAAAAAAUCAGUAUCAAAAAUGUGUUCCGUAUGAUUAUAAUCGUGUGGUAUUGAAAAAAAUUCCAAAUAUUCCAGAUUCUGAUUAUGUUAAUGCCUCCUAUGUCGAUAGUCUUUUAAAACCAAAUGCCUAUAUUGUUACACAAGGACCAACAGAAGAAACUGUUAACGAUUUUUGGAGAAUGGUUUGGCAGGAAAAUGUUAGUGCUAUUGUAAUGUUAACAAAAACUUUUGAUUUUACAAAAGUAAUGUGCGUCCAAUAUUGGCCACCAAAUGCCGAAACACAUGAAUCUUACGGUGAAGUUAACGUCCAUAUGGUAAAAGAGGAACAAUUAGCAAAUUUUCAUAUUAGACAUUUUAGAUUAUAUAUGGCACAACUUGGUGCACUAGUAGAAGAAAGAUUAAUAUUACAAUUUCAUUAUACUGAAUGGCAUUCCCACACAUGUCCAUUUUCAAAUGCUGUUUUAGAAUUUAGAAGACGAAUACGUGCUGUUGUUGGAACAGUAAUACGUACUAAUUCAAUUGGUCCAAUAUUAGUUCACUGCAAUGAUGGUGGUGGUAGAUCAGGAGUAUUUUUAGCAAUAGAUGCAAAUUUAGAACUUGCUGAAGAAGAAGAUUGUUUUCAUAUUUUUGGUUAUUUUAAAAAAUUACGUCAAUCUAGGAAAAGUUUAAUUGAUUCUAUAGAUCAAUACAAAUUUGUUUAUGAUACUUUAGAAGAACAUGUAGUAUGUGGAAAAAGUUGGUUUCCAGUUGCUGAACUUUCAGAAAAUUUAAAAUUAAAAGCUAAAAAGGAUACAGUAACUAAAAUGAAUAAAUAUCAAAUGGAAUAUUUACAAAUAUGUAAACAGACUCCUAGAUUUACUAUUGGUGAUUGUGCUGGUGGUCAUAGAGCAGAUAAUAGAGAAAAGAAUCGAGAUGUACUUUGUGUGCCUCCGGAUAAUUUUAGACCUUAUUUAAUCUCCUUUCAAGGAAAUGCUUUUACUGAUUAUAUUAAUGCGAUUUUUGUAGAUGGGUAUACAAAACCCAGGGAAUAUAUUGUGACAGAGUGGCCUUUAAAGCAUACAUUAGGAGAAUUUUGGUCUUUAGUAUACGAUCAUGAAUGUUCAGCUGUUGUUGUAUUAUGUCAACCGCCAGCUAAUUCUGUCCAAUUUCCGGCAUUUUGGCCACAAAAAUCUAAAGAAGAAAAAUAUGGUCCGGUAUUUUCCGUCCAUUUAGCAAGCGCAAAACAUUAUCAAAAUAUUAAACAAUGGGAAUUCAAAAUUAAUAAGAAAAUUAUUUCCUUAACAGAAAUGAUGGCUGGUGUUAAAGCACCAACAAAAACUGUUCAACUAUUUCAGUUAACAUGUUGGCCAAUGGGGCAUAAGGUUCCAACGUCAACAAAUUCUUUAGUAUUUUUAAUGAAUAUGGUCGAAUUAUGGAGACAAAAAACUGAUUAUGGACCAAUUUGUGUUGUGUCUCCAAAUGGUAGAAGUAGAGCUGGCGUUUAUUGUGCUGCAAAUGCAUGUAUUGAACAAGUUAUACAACAUGGUGAAGUUGAUGUUUUUCAAGCAGUUAAAACUGUUAGACGUCAUAGACCACAGUUAGUUGAAAAUAUGGCUGAAUACAAAUAUUGUUAUGAUUUAGUAUUGCAUUAUGUUCUACAUUUUUUGAAUAAAGAUCGAAAAUAGUUAAUAUGGAAAUUUAUCUUGGGAAAUAUUGAAAUGAUUUUUCGUAAAGAAAAAUUAAAAAUAAAAAAAAAUUUUUUUUGUUUUUGGUGCAGAAGAAAAAUGAAAAAUCCUUUUUGAAAAGGAUUCAAAGUGCACAUAAAUAUGGAGAUCUUCUUUGUUUUUCUUUUUGAUUUUUGAUUUGUUAUAAUUGUUUAAUUUUAGUUUUGGAAUGUUUUUCAUCCUUUUUAUAUUUCCUUUUUUUUUUUCUUGAAGAGAGGCAGACAAAAAUAUGUUUCGUCCAUUGUUAUGAUUUUGGGAUAACAUCAAAUAAUUUAAGAUCAAUUUUGGUAUUAUGUACGUAACAUAUGUCUGUACAUAAUAUUUCAAAAUAUUUAUAUAAAGAUGGAGAAAAAAGGAAUAAAGAAGAGAAAAGGAUAUGAAAAACGUUUUUUUUUUAACAUAUUUUUUUUAAUUUCAAGUGAUUAUCAACAGCUGUCUUGAAUGAUAAUUAUUUUGUUGAAAAGCUAAAUAUAAAAUGAGAAAAGUUUUACUACUUAAAAAUGCGGUUGCAAAUUAUUAUUGUUAUAUAUAUUAAUACAUAAUAUAAUUAUGUAUACAUAUAUACCUAUAUACAUAUAUUUUAAAAUUAUUAUAUAUAUAUACAAAUAUAUAUAUAUAUAUAUAUAUAUAUAAAAUUUUAAUUGCUUUUGUAUGCAUUCAUUUGAACAUACAAUAUUGAUUUAUUAAAACUAUUUUAUGAAAAAAAAAAUGAAAAAUAAAACUGUUUUAUAUACCUAUAUGUUUCUAUAAA